AUGGAGACAAUAAAACCCCCGAAAUUCAUCCCACAAGGGCUGAAUUUGAUUGCUGAAUGGAAGUCCUUGGCAGGAGGGAAGGAGUCCUGGGAGUGCGAACUGAGGAGGAAGUACCUUUGCAAAGCAAAGCUACAGCUCCAAGGUGAACGUGUUGUGGGAAGAACCAAUGAUCAUACGCAUGCUGGAAACGCCGCAAAGUGUGAGGCGCAGGCUGUUGUUGCCAAUAUUCGGAACCGGGCUCGAACAACUGAGGAAACACCACAGCAAAUAAUCACUCGAGCAACAGGUGGAAUAAGUGAUGCCGGUGCUGCUGCCCUUCCAAGGGUUGCUGAUAUCAGAAGAGGAGUAAGGAGGGUCCGCCAAGAAGCAGGAAAUCCUCUUCCACUACCAGAAAAUGCUGCGGCCGUGGAAAUUCCAAGACAUUACCAACUGACAAGUGACAAUAAUCAGUUUCUGCAGUUUGAUAGUGGAGUUGGAGACUGGAACCGAAUCUUGUUAUUUGCAUCUGGGAAUGGAUUGGACAUGCUGCAUAAUUCGCCUCACUGGGCAGCUGAUGGAACAUUUAAAACUGUCCCGGAGAUUUUUUUCCAGUUGUAUACUGUUCAUGCUUUUGCUGGAAAUGGGCAACUAUUCCCCUGUGUUUACGGGCUGCUGACCAACAAACGCCAAGAAACCUAUGAACAGAUGGUGAUGCAGCUAGGAGAGCUGGGCGGAAACCCUACUGAAGUGCUGAUGGACUAUGAGCGUGCAGCAAAGAAUGCCUUCGAACAUGUGUUCCCGGAGACUGAAGUGAAAGGAUGCUUUUUUCACUUAGCACAGAACGUGUAUCGCCAGGUGCAGGCCAGUGGCCUAGCAGCGGAGUACCAACAUAACCCACAGUUUGCCCUUGCCAUCCGCAUGAUUCCUGCAUUGGCAUUUGUACCUGAAGAGGAUGUUGUAUAG
Messenger RNA from Lineus longissimus, 942 nucleotides. RefSeq lists its product as uncharacterized. The transcript has 3 exons. NCBI's taxonomy places the organism in Eukaryota, Metazoa, Nemertea, Pilidiophora, Heteronemertea, Lineidae. Bases 1 to 942 code for a protein of 313 amino acids. The record is from RefSeq and is a predicted model, not a curated record.